This is a messenger RNA of Histoplasma mississippiense, 345 nucleotides long. RefSeq lists its product with no specific name. The coding region runs from base 1 to 345 and encodes 114 amino acids. The record is from RefSeq and is a predicted model, not a curated record. NCBI's taxonomy places the organism in Eukaryota, Fungi, Ascomycota, Eurotiomycetes, Onygenales, Ajellomycetaceae. The transcript has a single exon.
AUGGAGCAGGAGUUAUCCCGGUACCAAGGUCUGAGCGGGAGGGAUGAGACGACAGAACAAACCUGGCCUAUUCAUGGUGGAAAGAAGCUUCGGAAGCGUUUAAGAGGGUGUUUUCAGGUAAAACGAAUAUUGCGGGAUAGCGCCAGUGGUAUCAAUGUGCAAGAUGGCGAUGGCGUGCGGAGGACAAACGUAACGGACCAUGGCCAUCCAGCAGCAUAUGCAGCAGCAUUAACGCUGGGAGCAAGUGGAAACUCAAGCGCCAAGCGCGCGGCUAUAGGUUACAUGGAUCCGCUCGACGUGACGCAUUCUUGUAAAGAGCUACGCAACCUUGCGGCAGCUCUUUGA